Molecule: messenger RNA, 5475 nt
Organism: Cylas formicarius (sweet potato weevil)
Lineage: Eukaryota; Metazoa; Arthropoda; Insecta; Coleoptera; Brentidae
Gene: hts
Product: protein hu-li tai shao
Exons: 11
Coding region: 142-3756 (1204 amino acids)
Cellular component (GO): plasma membrane; cytoskeleton; postsynaptic density
Molecular function (GO): actin filament binding
Source: RefSeq, a predicted model, not a curated record
AUGUUGAAUAUUAAUAAAUCAUCGGACAUGAUCGGCGGUAGUGGGUGGUGUACGUUAACUUAUUACGUGAGGAACACGAGAAAGUGUGUUCGGUUCAGUGAACGAUGAAUCGCAACGAUAAGUCGCAGCGACUGUUCCCGGAUGUGUAAUUUAGUCAUGACGGAUACGAGUCAGGCGGACGAGUUGCCGCCGGCGACUAACGGCGUCGCGACGGACAACGGUUUCAUCGUCGACGACGAUCAGCGUGCCAAGAUGCGACCAGCCGACAUCGACGCCGACGUCCGCGAGAUGGAGCGUCGGAAGCGGGUCGAGCUGAUCAUGAACAGUAAACUUUUUCGAGAGGAACUAGAACGGAUCAUCGAAACCCAACUAAAAGACGGCACCGGGACCAGCGGCCUCUUGCAACAGAUCUCAGAUAUGGUCGGCGUCAACAAGCAAGCCGGCAACGUGUUCAAAAACUCGAGCUGCGUUCUGCCCAUCAACGAUAUCAGAGGAAUCGAAUCGAUGGGGUACGCGAAGGGCGAGAAAAUUCUCAGGUGCAAACUGGCCUCCGUCUUCAGACUGAUCGACUUGUACGGAUGGACUCAGGGUUCCGGCACUCUCAUCACGGCCCGUCUGAACCAGGACGACGAACAGUUUCUCGUCAACCCUUACGGGAUGCUGUUCCACGAAAUCACCGCGUCUAGUCUGAUCAAGGCCGAUAUGCAGGGGAGCGUGAUCGAGCAAGGGACCACCAACUUCUCCGUCAACGUGACCGCGUUCUCUUUGCAUGCGGCGGUGCAUGCUGCCCGACCUGACCUCCGGUGCAUCAUCCACGUGCACACCCCGUCCGUGGUCGCGGUAUCAGCACUGAAACACGGCCUGCUGCCCCUGAGCCAGGAGAGCGUAGUCGUGGGCGAGAUCAGCACCCACGCCUACCUCGGCGGUCUGCUCGACACCGACGAAAAAGACAAACUGGCCAGGAACCUGGGCCCCAUCAACAAGGUGCUACUGCUCGCGAACCAGGGAGCGUUGUGUUGCGGGGAAACGAUCGAGGAGGCCUUCUUUAACGCCCGCAACACCGUCCUAGCUUCCGAGUCGCAACUCAAGCUCCUCCCACUCGGCAUAGAUAACCUGGUGGUGCUCAACGACGAGGCGAGGAAGAAGAUAUACGACGCCGCUCACCGGGCCCCCGAGAGCACCCCCAGGCCCGAUCAACCGUCGAUCUUGGAGGGCAAAGUGGAAAGGAAGUGGAGGGUGGGCGGGGUCGAGUUCGAAGCGCUCAUGCGGAUGCUGGACAACGCCGGAUUCCGCACGGGCUACAUCUACAGGCACCCGUUGGUGAAGGGGGAACCCCCGAAACCGAGGAACGACGUCGAAGUACCCCCGGCCGUUUCAUCCCUCGGGUACCUGCUCGAGGAGGAGGAGCUCUACAGGCAAGGGCUCUGGCGCAAGUUGGAGGGCGGCAGGAAGGGUCACGACCGUAGCCGUUGGCUGAACUCCCCGAACGUCUACCAGAAGGUGGAAAUAUUGGAGACGGGCACUCCCGACCCCAAGAAAAUAACCAAGUGGGUCGCGGAGGGAUCGCCCAGCCAUUCCAGCACGCCGGUGAAAAUCGACUCCGCCUUGCAGUUCGUUCCGCAGGGCACCAACCCGAAAGAGUUCAAACAGAAACAGCAACAGAUCAAAGACUACAGGAGGGCGGACAAAAUAUCGGCCGGGCCGCAGUCGCACAUCCUCGAGGGCGUGACGUGGGAGGAGGCGCGCAAAAUGCAAGACGCUACAGUGACCCAGACCGGGGAUCAAGUGGUCCUAAUGGGGGCCGCUUCCAAGGGCAUCAUUCAGCGAGGCCACCAGCACAACGCGACGGUCUACAAGUCGCCCUAUGCGAAGAAUCCGUUCGAUUCGGUGACCGACGAGGAACUCGAUGAGUACAAGAAGGUGGUGGAGCGGAAAACCAAGGGAGAUUACGACACGGACUACAGCGAAUCCGAAGGGUUAUCCUCCGCUCAAAUCAACAAGAGGAUGGACGGGAUUCAUCUCAGGUCACCGACGUCCGUUACCAGCGAGACAGAGGAGGAGAGCAGGGAUGAACCGCAGAUCCUUCGGAUAGAAACGAAAACGGCUCCGAGACCAAGCCAGCCGGAGGUGGUAUUGAGUGACGGUGGCGCCGCCGUCACGCUUACCCAUUACCGCACGAACUAUCACGCCGGUUUCCCGAAAGGUUCCUACGUUAUCCCGAAUCCCGUACAUUUUCACAUCGCGCGGCGCGGUCACGUGCCGAUCAUGCGACCCAUGCUCGUGCCCCGUUUCGCUCGCUUCGAUUUUCACCCGAAACCUGCCGUCGUAACGCUCACCCUCAAAGAUUCUCGCUCGAUCGCCGUCGACGUGUCACUGGACACCAUCAGCGCUUUCGUACGCCCGUUCGCGCGCGCUUUGAACAUUGUCGAGGUGCCGACGUUGAAUAGCCAAGGUUGCCAAACCGCCUAUAUGAAUAAUUUCGAGAGGGCGCCGUGGUCGCACAGCAACGUCGAGUACACCCCGUUGUACGUUGACGAGCGUUCGAAAACGUUGCGAAAGUCAGUCCCAGGCGAGAGUUUCGAGGAGAGUAUCCUGAGGGAGAUGAAACGCAACAUGAUGUGCGUGGCCGGCGUGGUGGAGUUCGCCGAACACGACGCCCCCGUCGAUAACGAGAGCCUUGCGGAAAUGACCGACGAGGUGGCCACCAUAAACUCCUCCGGCAGUUCGGAGAGCGACGGGAACGCCCUCGCGACCACCGACGAAGGUGUGAGCGAUUUGACUUUAAACGGCGACUCGCCCGUCUCCUCCCCCGUGGACGACCGAAUCGUGGCCAUGGGAGCCGUGAUUAAGGAGUUUCUGAUCGAGCAGAGUUUCGAAACGAAGGAGCUGAUCGUUUUCCCGGAGUUGAACGAUGAUGCGAGCGCCGCAAAGUUCGUCGGAGACCUGGUGAAGUUGUACUCGCGUCUAUACGAGGAUUCGUUGAAUCCCGACGAUAAGAACGAGCUGAGGCUCAAACUGGCCGGUUACGUGCUCAAACUGCUCGAACGCGACGACAGAUUGCAGGACGACGACGAUGACGGCGGCGACGGUGUUUACAACGUUUCGGAUAAAAUCUUCACGACAACGGAGUUCCUCUCGGAAAUACUGGACGUCUUUUUCGACCGUUUGAAUAACGGCAAUUUCGCGGACUUUGCGGGGAACUUGCCCACCGAUAAGGGCGAAACGUCUACGCCUCGAGCAGGCGGCGAACCGGCGGAAGUAACGUCGUUUAAAAAGGCUUCGAAAUCGCAUUCGGAAACGUACUGGAUCAUGAUCGGGUCGUCGUCACCGAGGGUGUCACAAGCACCGCCUCGCAGAGUAAUAAACGUGGACGAUAUUCUGCUAAGGCCUCCCGACGAUUUCGAUACCGAACCGCCCAUGAAGCAGGCGAAGGAAGGAGUCGGCGUAGAACGUUCUCCGAUCAGAGAACAAGCGAGAAAGAAUCUGUUCGGCGCGCAUCUUUCGCCGGACUUUGAGAUAUCGAACGAUUCGUUCAAGUCCUUUAGCGAGGAGCGGGGGAUCAUCGAGGACAGCGAAGAUGACGAUAGCAGCGCAGCGGUCAACCAAGUCAUGUUUGUUAGGAACCCGAACGUUAAGGAACGGUUAGUCCGCAGUGAAGCCAAAGUGAUUUUCGCCGCCAAAAACGCGGCCGUCGAUAAGGAGAACAUCGCUCCAGACGAGGGCAACUGGAUGGGCUACGAAAGCGCCAAGUUUUAAUUCUGACGGUUUGGGUGGUUUUUGGUUUUUUGGCGCUUUCGUUUGGUGUGUUUUUUUUUUAUUCCCGCUUUGCAUUGUACCAAUAAAUUUCUUUUGCACUUUGUUUUGAUCAUUUUGCGAAUGGUGGUGUGGGCUGCAGUGGUGGACACGCAGGAACGGUUGGGAUUUUGUUGCUGUUAAAAAUUUAGCGGCGAAUUAAAUUCCUCGGGAGUAUUUGUAGUCAGGUGCCAGGGUUUUCGUUUUUGCCAGUCCCCAUGCAUGUUUGGAGAUUAAAUUUGUUCCUGCCUUUCACACACACUUUUGAUAUUAAUUGCAAUUCAUCAUCAUUCAUUAUAUAACUCGAGUUUCAUUCAACGAUCUCCCAGGUGCUUCCAUAUCUUUUUUGUGCUAUACGAAGAAAAUAUUUAAAACACAUUUUUUGAAAUUCGACGCCAUCCAGUAAAUUACAAAUAUUAGCACAAAAAUAAGAAUAAUAUGAGUCGAAUAAAACUAAAUUUUAUACAAAAUGAAACUUAAAGGAAAAGGCAAGAGUGCAGCACACGGACUAAUCUAUUUGCUGAUUUUUACAUUUUUCUUUCCAAUUAACACGACGUAUCAGACCAUGGUUUACAUUUAUUUAAAGUUUUUUCCUUCAUUUUGUUUUUUUUUCCUUUUUACGUACUUGAAAGUAACCUGGUUUUAAAUUUGAAGAAGAAUGACACUGUAAGCUUAACUUCCUGUAAUACAAGUAUUCGCUACAAAAAUGGAAAGCAAAAAAUUAAGUUUUGGGGUUAUAGUUAAUCAAACAAAACUCCCUCUUUCUCCUAACCGGAAGAUAUCGGAAGCAAUCAACAAAUUGUGAAGAUCUGACUGGCGUUAUAGCUAGCGUCAGUUCGGUUACUGGUAGAAAAAAAAUGUACAUACGAUUUACUCAUAUUCACAUUGCUCUGUUACAAAGAGGAAAACUCUCCUAGUACAUUAAAAUCACUUGUUGGAAUGUUUCAUUUAAACAGUUAUUUAUUAUGCUUUUCAUAGAAUAAUUUUUUAAAAUUCCUUUGACAUUAAACGAAACUCUGAAGUAGUGUUGUGUCAAUCGCGAUCGAUUCCGUCACUUUGAUUCAAUCACUUCACAGGAUCGAACGACCAAAACCCGCUUAUACGUUGGUUUAAUUGUUGAAGAUUUAAAUGCAUGACUGAGGUAGGCCGCAGAAAAGGAAUGGGAGUGUUGUUAUAAAUUAUUCUAUAGUAUUGAGUUGCGACAUUGAUUGGUAGAUUUGCUUAUGUGUCGAAUUGAAUAUUGAAUCAAAUAUCUAUUUCCACACAGGUAUUUAAUUUAAACAAAUUAAUUUUUUACUGGUACAACCCAAUAUGUAGCACCUAUUUAGAUAAAAUCGUGAUUUAAUAAAAAGCAGAACACAGCUAAAUAUUAUACUAACUAGAACAGAAAACAACAUAAAGACACAACAAUAAUUCAAAUGAAUCUGAAUGGGGCUUCGGACCGUUCGGAUUUAGUGACUAUUGUCGCUUAUGUCGGCAUCAAGUAUUGAAAUGAACGAUUGAUUGAAAAGAUUCGCUCCUCGUAAAAUGAACGAUUGACACAACACUACUCUGAAGGGCCAUAGUUCAGCCCAAAGAAAGGUCUUGACAUAAUAUUUUAAUUUUAAAAAGAAGUAACUAUGAUAUUUAAAGGAAAAAAAUUAAUAUUAAAAUUUAUUUAAUUCGGUUCAUGGUUCAGUAACC